Messenger RNA from Fulvia fulva, 1254 nucleotides. Its product is annotated as putative transporter SEO1. Lineage: Eukaryota; Fungi; Ascomycota; Dothideomycetes; Mycosphaerellales; Mycosphaerellaceae. Gene Ontology annotation, molecular function: transmembrane transporter activity. Gene Ontology annotation, cellular component: membrane. The record is from RefSeq and is a predicted model, not a curated record. The transcript is spliced from 2 exons. Bases 1 to 1254 code for a protein of 417 amino acids. Gene Ontology annotation, biological process: transmembrane transport.
AUGUCAGAGGAACUCGGCUUCCACGGUAAUGAGCUCGUGCACUUCCAAACGAUGUACAUGGUCGGUACGAUUCUCGGUCAAUUGCCAUUCGCAGUCCUCUUCCCGAAAGUGCGAAUGAACUGGCUGAUACCAAGUCUGGACAUCUGCUGGGGCAUCUUCACACUGCUGCAAUAUCGCGCAAACAGCUAUUCGGAGAUCAUGGCGUAUCGUUUCAUGGUCGGACUGUUCGAGCCGGCGUACUUUCCUGGAGUUCAAUACGUCCUCGGUGCAUGGUACCGAGCUGAUGAAAUCGGUCGACGUGGAGGCGUGUUCUAUGUCGGCUUGACUCUAGGGACCCUGACCGCAGGUCUGCUUCAAGGCGCAGCUGUGGCAAACCUCGACGGUGCCAAUGGACUCUCUGGCUGGCGGUGGGCGUUCAUUAUCAAUACCAUCAUAACUCUGCCGCUGGGGUUCGUCGGCUUCUUCCUAUGGCCAGGCACACCGGACAAGGUCAAGUCGGUCUUCCUGUCGGCAGAAGAAGUCGCCCUGGCCAAAAAGCGCCUGGAAAGAGCCGGCCACCGUCAGCCGGAUCCGUUGACAUGGGCUGGAGUGAAGCGAGUGUUCACCAGCUGGAGGCUGUACGUCCUCAUAAUGUGGGACACGUUCUUCUGCUGCAGUGCGACCAAUACGACAGCUGCAGGAUAUCUGCUCUGGUUGAAGAGCCUCAAUCGCUACUCCGUCGAGAGAGUAAACCAACUCAGCGUUACCUCGCCAGCAGUCGGCAUAUUCUACGUCCUCUUUAUCGCCUUAGGGGCGGAUUUUUUCCUUGGAAGAGCGCUCGCGAUAACGCUGGCAUCCACAUGGAACCUGAUCGGUCUCGUCAUCUUGAUCAUUUGGAACGUUCCAGAGUAUGCAAAGUGGUUCGCUUUCAACACGACUUAUUCGUCAGUUGCCGUGAGCUCCGUGCUGUAUGGCUGGGCAAACGACAUCUUGAAGCAGAGAGCUCAGGAAAGAUCAUUUGCACUGGUAGCCAUGACUGCCAUUGGGCAGGCCACGGCUGCAUGGACACCACUGCUGGUGAACAAGACAGUCGAAGCGCCACGGUUUCCGAAAGGCUAUGCUUUCACGGCAGCGAGUGCAGUAUUGCUCAUCGCUAUGACUUGGAUUGUGAAGUGGAUGCAUGACAAGCAAGAGAGAAGCACACAAAAGAGCGUAUCGUCCGAAGAGAAGAGCAUUGGAGAUGCUGUGCUGAUGAACGUGUCUCCCAAGCAGUGA